Molecule: messenger RNA, 2967 nt
Organism: Aethina tumida (small hive beetle)
Lineage: Eukaryota; Metazoa; Arthropoda; Insecta; Coleoptera; Nitidulidae
Product: WD repeat-containing protein 3
Exons: 12
Coding region: 134-2941 (935 amino acids)
Biological process (GO): maturation of SSU-rRNA
Cellular component (GO): small-subunit processome; Pwp2p-containing subcomplex of 90S preribosome
Molecular function (GO): snoRNA binding; protein binding
Source: RefSeq, a predicted model, not a curated record
UCGGAUUAAAUUUGACAUAAUUCAAGUGACAACCUUAGAAAACCGAAAACCCUACGUCAGAUAGAUUUAUAUAGGUUAUGUCGUGUUUUGAAUUUUCACGUGUUAUUUACGUUCAUGCGUUUGAACGGUGAAAAUGGGUUUAACGAAACAAUAUUUGCGUUACGUGCCUGCCGGUAAUUUUAAUAUAAUCGCCUCGCAGAAUUGCAAUGUGGUGUUCGUCACGUUAGAAGGACAAGAGGGCCGGUUUGUUGCUGUCGGCGCAUGUGAACAUAUAAUUAUAUGGGAUUUACGUCUGGGAGAAAAGGCACAAGUUUUGCCGGGGGAAAAGUCCGCAGUUACAUCAUUAUGCACAAGCCCUAAUAAAAGGCACCUGGCUGCUGGCUAUGCCGAUGGUAAUGUUCAAGUGUAUGAUUUGAAAACUGCAGAUGUGGUCAGUAUAUUUUCUGGUCACAGGAAUGAAGUUACAACUUUGCAGUAUGAUAGUUUUGGACACAAAUUGGCAUCCGGCUCAAAGGACUCUGAUGUAAUUGUCUGGGAUACAGUUGCAGAGGUUGGUUUGUGUAGACUUACAGGACACAAGGGUCCAAUAACUGAGCUUAAAUUCAUGACACAACAGCCUGUACUGAUAUCUAGUUCCAAAGAUACUUUCGUUAAGUUUUGGGACUUGGAUACACAACAUUGUUUUAGAACUUUAGUUGGACAUCAAACAGAGGUUUGGGGUAUCAGUUUGAUGAAAGAUGACAAAUAUUUGGUAACAGCAUCAGGAGACGCUGAAUUAAGGGUGUGGAAGCUUUCACAGAAAGAUCCAGACAGUGAGAAUAAAACACCAGUAGAACAUUUGGCUACAACUUUGGAAUUGGCUACUUUAGAUGACAAUGAUGACCCAACUCAUCCACUUCAGUGUCACAAAGCUGGGUCAGUACUUAGGGGUGGCAAGGGUCGAGUUAUUUCACUGUUUAACGACGUCAGUGGGCAAAUUGUUGGAUGCCAUGGUACUGACAUGCAGGUGGAACUGUUUUAUUUCUGUUCAGACGACGAAGCCCAAACCAGACUAAAAAAGAGAAUAAAAAAGGAAAAAAAGAAAGAGAAAAAAGAGGAAGAUGAGCAAAUGGAAACAGACACACUGUCAGACAACAUGCAGUUAAGCCUGAGGGACGAGGUGAGACGUCUCAGCUCCAUAAAAUUGUCCAACAAACCAAAAUCAUUUGACUUGGUGCUGGGUAAUGGGGGCGAACUGCGUGUGGUGAUCACACUGGCCAACAACACAGUUGAACUGUACACCAUGCAGACUUCCACUAAGGACACCAUAGCCAAAUGUCUGCGUUCCAUCGUGCAUCACGGACAUCACAGCGAAGUGAGGGCGGUCAGCUUUAGCAGCGACAAUUUGGCGAUUGUGUCCGGCAGUGGGGAGUCGAUUAAGAUGUGGAAUAGGCCGUCGCAGACUUGUCUCAGGACUGUAGAGACUGGUUAUGUUCUUUCUACAAUAUUUGUGCCUGGUGAUCGACAUGUUUUGGCCGGCCUAAAGGACGGCCGACUCCUAAUCAUUGACAUAGCAGCCGGCGACAUUCUCGAAGAAAUCCCCGCCCACGCCAAAGAGCUGUGGUCGAUUUGCCUGCAACCCGACUUGAGGGGCUGUGUGACUGGCGGCGGCGACAACACCGUCAAGUUCUGGCAAUUCGAGCUGGUGCCCGACGAAAAGGGCGAAACCAAAGCCAAAGUCCUGUCGCUGAUCCACACCCGCACUUUAAAGCUGGAAGACACGGUGCUGUGCGUCAGGAUUUCGCCGAACAGCAAGUUCAUCGCGGUGGCUUUGCUGGACUCGACCGUCAAGAUCUUCUUCUUGGACUCGUUUAAGUUUUACUUGUCGUUGUACGGGCACAAGUUGCCCGUUCUGUGCAUGGACAUUUCCUCGGAUUCCACGUUAAUAGCUACCGGAUCGGCGGAUAGGAACGUCAAAAUUUGGGGCAUGGACUUUGGUGACUGUCACAAAAGUAUAUUUGCCCACGACGAUUCGGUGACGGGGCUGCAGUUCGUUAACAAAACCCACUACUUCUUCACCUGCGGGAAGGAUGGCAAAGUUAAAGAGUGGGACGGCGACAGCUUCGACAAAAUUGUCACCUUGCAGGGCCACAUAGGUGACGCCUGGUCAUUAGCGGUCAGCCCUAAUGGCCAACAUUUGGUCUCCUGCGGUGCCGACAAAGUGCUACGUCUCUUCGAAAGAUCUGAUCAGACUUUAGUACUACAAGAUGAAGAGGAGGAGGAGAGGGAACAACAAGAAGCAUUGGCCACAGGACAGGAAACGACCAUUCCUGGGCAACCUGGCCUAAAUUUACCAUCAAAGAAAACAGUGGGCAGUGAAAGAGCUGCUGAAAGUAUAUUGGAAUGUUUGGAAGUCUGUGAAAAGUACAAAGAACAACUGGCUGAGCAUCAGGCCUUGCAGGCGGCCUCCUCACAAACCUUACCAGUACCUUUACCUCCACCAUUAAUGCAAGCAUUCAAUGCGUCAACCCCUGACGACUUUUUACUUGAGACCAUCAAAAGAAUCAGGCCAAGCGACUUAGAAGAGGCCUUACUAAUAUUACCCUUUGGAACAGUUUGUGAAGUUUUAAAUAUGCUCCCACCCUUGAUUAUGAGGGGUGACCACAUAGAACUAGUUUCAAAAGUAGCACUAUUUUUGUUAAAGUUGCACCACGCCCCAAUUGUUGCAAACAACGUUUUAUUAACCACCUUGCAAAAUAUCCAGAAAUUACUUUCAUCAAAAGUAACAGAAUUGAGGGAUAUGGUGGGGUAUAAUUAUUAUGGUAUGCAAUAUAUGCAGAGGGAAAUUGAGGCGGCUGAAGGAGUACAAUUAUUCAGGGAUGCCACAGUGGAAAAGAAGAAGGGUGAUAAAAAGAGAAAGCAAAGGGAGAAACUGAAAAGAUCCAUUAUGCUUCUCAGUUAAUUUGUAAAUAAAGUUUUUAACAUUAA